Messenger RNA from Gigantopelta aegis, 5911 nucleotides. RefSeq lists its product as uncharacterized. Bases 91 to 2943 code for a protein of 950 amino acids. Lineage: Eukaryota; Metazoa; Mollusca; Gastropoda; Neomphalida; Peltospiridae. Gene Ontology annotation, molecular function: hexosaminidase activity. Gene Ontology annotation, biological process: carbohydrate metabolic process. The record is from RefSeq and is a predicted model, not a curated record. The transcript is spliced from 3 exons.
UAUAUCCAUAAAUAUCAGUGCAACAAAACAAGUUUGGAAAAUCGUUUUAACAAGUUUGUGUUGGUUGUUGUAACACGUAUCUAGGUCUGUAUGCCAAGACGACACGGAAGAAUGUUUCUUCGGGGGAAGCCUGGUCUCUUUAUUCUGGCUGCAGUUGUAGGUAUUGGAAUAUUUCUGGCAUACUACACACUUGGUGGAUCAACCACGAAAUCAUCAAAGUAUAAUAUGUACAGAAAUAUGCAGCGUGCAGGCAAGUUGCCAAGUUACCAAAUCCCAAAGAGCAACAAGGGUUUUAGUGACACGGUUUUCAAGAAAAACAUUCAAUUGAAUCAGCUGCCCAAGCCAAUCCAGCCACCAGCAGAUUGGAGUGUUCGCCGCAAUUUUGGUGGAAUGAAAAAUAACGAGCAGGAGAAGGUUCAAAGCAACGACCUAUAUAAGACUCAAACCGACAGGCAUGAUGAGGAUGAAGAAUCCAACUUCCAGGACACGGACAACAAACACGCUGCCCCAAGACCCAACAUCUAUACAGAUCUGGAUGAAAACUUCCUGCCACUGUUCAGAAAAAUGAAGCGAUUGGUGCAUCUCGAUCUCAAAGGUGCUUCUCCAAAGAUGAGUUACCUGGAGAAGGUUUUGCCCCUGAUGGCAAAGCUUGGCGCCACGGGACUCCUAAUAGAGUACGAAGAUAUGUUUCCUUACACUGACGAAUUGAGCAUGCUGGCUGCUGAAAACGCCUAUUCUCAGAAAGACAUUGUACGUCUGCUUGAGGUGUGUAGAAACAACAAAUUGGAUGUCAUUCCUCUCGUGCAGACAUUUGGUCAUAUGGAAUUUGUUCUGAAGCAUCCCGAGUAUAAGCAUCUGCGAGAGCAGGAGAAGAUGCCACAAGUGAUAACACCCUUGAAACCCGAGUCUUACACUCUGAUUAGUAAGAUGGUCGGACAGAUGUUGGCAGCACACCCAGAUGCAGAGUACCUGCACAUUGGCUCCGAUGAGGUUUAUGGUCUUGGGAAAGGUCUAACGCAUGAGCUCAUCAUCAAAGGAAAGAAACCAGAAGAGAUCUUUUUGGAGCAUGUGGCCAAGGUUGCAAAUUUGGUGAGGUCAGUACGAAACUCCGUCCAUCCGAUUAUAUGGGAUGAUGAAAUACGAGAUGUUCAUGAAGAUGUGAUUGAGAAAUCUGGACUGAACAAACUGGUUGAACCAAUGGUGUGGAAUUACAUCCCAGACCCAAGAGACAGACUUCCUGAAGAUAUCUGGGUCAAGUACGGUAAGCUCUUCCCAGGCAUCUGGGCAGCGUCGUCAUUCAAGGGUGCAACAGGAAGUGCCCAGUUUUACACCAAUGUGUCUCACCACCUGCAUAAUCACCUCAGCUGGGUGGAUAUCAUCAAGAAAUUGAAGGAUGAAAUGCCCAUACAAAAGUUCCAGGGAGUGGCUUUGACGGGAUGGCAGAGGUAUGAUCACUUUGCCACCCUGUGUGAGCUUCUACCGGAGGCCCUGCCUUCACUUGCUGUCUGUCUAGAGACCCUCUGGAAUGGAGGAUUCAACGAAGCAGUCCACCGGUCGGCCAGCAAGCUUCUCAACUGCACAAGUUUGAUAGAACUAGAGAUGCCGCAAGUGGACAAGGACAACAAAGUACAAGUCAGCCAAGAUUGCUCCUUCCCUGGCCGAGAUUUCUACUACAGCACCCAGCAGCUGUGGGGAAUGUUGCAUCAAUACAGAAUGGACACAGGACUUCAGUCUAUGAUCCAGGGUUGGCUGACGGAUUACCACGUGAAGCACCGGUUCGGAAGUCCGUGGCACCUGAAAAACCUCGUUGACAAGCUUGGUGAUAUAAUGUCAAAUCUUGACAGCCUGAUCAGUCCUGUAUCCCAAACUCUAAACGCAGUGUACGACAAUUACACUGUCACCGAAUGGAUUGAGGUUAACCUGAAGCAGCGAAUCAAUCGGUUGAAAGAAAAGUCUCUGAAAGCAAAGCUUCUGCUGGAGAAGACAACAUGGCCAAAGCGACCACUGCAUGAUGUGAUCCCAGCAGGUAGUGUUCUUGGUGGUCAAUCCAAUUCUGGAAGUCAGAUGGGCAGAGUUGGUCAAGGUCCUCAGAUGGGCAGAGUUGAUCAGGGUUCACAGAUGGGCAGACUUGGUCAAGGUCCUCAGAUGGGCAGAGUUGGUCAAGGUCCUCAGAUGGGCAGAGUUGAUCAGGGUUCUCAGAUGGGCAGACUUGGUCAAGGUCCUCAGAUGGGCAGAGUUGGUCAAGGUCCUCAGAUGGGCAGAGCUGGUCAAGGUCCUCAGAUGGGCAGAGUUGAUCAGGGUUCUCAGAUGGGCAGAGCUGGUCAAGGUCCUCAGAUGGGCAGAGUUGGUCAAGGUCCUCAGAUAGGCAGAGUUGAUCAGGGUUCUCAGAUGGGCAGAGCUGGUCUGGUUCCUCCAUUUAAUGUUCAGAAACUGCACGAUUCUUUCGGGAAACAAGACAUGGCCACUUUGAAUAGAAAACUACCAGAAUUUGAGAAUCGAGGUCAGUUGCAGGCUGGUUUGGACAGACUCCCUGGAGUUGGUAAUCUAGGAAGGAAACUACCUGUAGGUGAUAGCCAAGCAAAACUUCUUUAUGCUGAAAGGAAAUUUGGUCCAAAUGGUAACCCAGGACAAUUUCAAGGUGCUAAAGGUAGAUUUGUAAUGGGUGAUAAAGAUGGAAAUGGAAAAUACCCAGCUGCUGGAUUAAAAGAUGUAGGAAACUCUUUAGAAGGUCGUAAACAAAUACCUCUCGGUGAAAAUGCAAAAUAUCCACCUGUUGGUAAACAAGGAUUGCAAGAGGGUGCAGGAGGGCGUCUGGAAGUGAAUGGUCAAAAAGGGUUUGAGAAUGGCCCUAGAAAAAUGGACGGAAUAAGAAAUUGGGAUGGAUUAAAAGCUGCUGGAAGGAAUGAUGGCCCAAUGCGAGGAGAUAACAUGGCAGCAGGAUAGGGGCCAAAGUCAAAGGAUGACUGAAAAAUUCCAUAAUGGCAAGAAAAGGGACACUAAAUUUGGUGGCAUUGUUCAAUUGAAGGGGUAAUAUUUCAUAAUUCUUAAAUGUUUAUUCUUAAAGCAGAACUUGUUUGAAAGUCAAGUAAACAUUCUCUUUUUCCAUCAGGAGAUGAACUACAGUUCUCUUUCAAACUGAUAGAGCUUAAAUAAUGUUAGUAUAGGGGGGUGGGAUGGGGAAGGUAGUGGACUCAAGUUUGCAUCUGGUUCUGUCUAUAUGUGAAGAUUCGUAUUUUGAAAACUCACAGCUGGUAAUCAUGAUGGUGAAGCAAAUUGAAUUAUACUCUACAAUAAAAAAAACCCCACACAAUAAAUUGCAGAAAUCAUGAAAAUAACACCUUUCACAGGCUGUAAUAAUAUGAACCAGUGACAUUUACGUGUACGUAAGAACCCAGUAUGGUAAUCGAAUAAAUACAUUCACCAAAUUCAACUCUAAUGCAUGUUUGACAAACAGCAGUUUGCAAGUUUAAAAAAAAAAAAAAAAAAAAGAAGCCUGUUAAUGAUUAAAUAGCCCUUUUUGUCAGAUGUCAUGCUGCACAACCUUCGGACUGUUGGAUAAUUGUAUAUAAAAAAUGUCUUACGGACAUUUGAAAGAGAGUACAUGAAAAUGUAUGUGUUUACAUACAUGUGUCCAUUAAAUCACAUUCCCUAUUCUGUGUUAACUACAGAAUGUAUGCUCUAUUGUGCAUUCCAGCAAUAUUACUUUUCCAUCUGUAAGUAUAUAGCAGAUGAAUGCAAAGUGAAUUAAUUUUCAGUGGGACAUAUAUGUUAAUAUCUUAGUUUUUGUGGGGAACAGUGUCAAACGGUAUUUAUUUAUAAUGCACAUUAAACAUUAUGAACAUUUCCCCAUAUAAUGUGGGUUCAGAGAUUUACGGUUUUAAUACACAUUAAUAAAUACAUGUCAGUAAAACAAUACAUUAUGUCGUCAUGUUGGGAUUGUUUUAAUUAGUCGUGUGUAUGCCUGUAUAGUAAUUAUCUUUAACCUGGGUUAAAUCUGUGUUACGUGAUGCCACUGAAUUUUAAAACUGCUCCAUGACACAUUAGCGAGUAUAUUAUUUUUGAAGUAGAAGAAAACUCUGUUUAAAUUUUUGUUUUACAUUCGUAUAUGGUCCAUUUGAUUUACUUACUUUAUUGUCACCAUUUUUCCUAAAGUUUAUCGUUUUAGUUUUUACAUAGAGAAUGCUACCUGUAUAUAACGGAGUCAAGACGCUACAUUUUAACCCAGGUUGUCUGUCUAUACGGGAACAUAGUGGAGAUAAAGGUAACCCGGGUAAAAGUGAAGUCUGACCCUGGUACGAUUGCAAAGUUAAAAUAACCCGGGUGGAAAUGUAGCUCUGCAAUUUAACUCCACAUGUUUUCACUGUGUAUUAUACUUUGCAAAUGGUUAACCCAGGUUAAAAAACGCCAUGUUAACAGGUCUAUAUUGUGUUAACCAGGAUAUUAAUUUUAUUCAGAGAAUUUGUAUUUUAAUGAAACCUUGCAUUACUGUGUACUUAAGAAGUGGCAGAUUUGGAUUGUGAAUGGGGGGAGAGGGGGAGGGGGGUCGUGACCUGUCCUUCCUCCACCCCAUAUUUGUGGUGAAAUACGCCCACCAACAUUGUGUUGUGUUAUAUUUAAUGGAAAUAUUCCCAUGAGCUCAUUCUCGAACACCCCUUUGUAAGAAAUCCUGCUUUGGUUCCCAACAUGUACAUGAACAGUUCAUGUAUGUGUAGAAAUGUGGAUAAUUCAAUUUUAAUACAUGAUGGAGUAGUGAGUGCCACGCAAAUUUAAAAGUUGGAUGGGAGAUUGAUUUAGCAUUGCCAGAAUUGGCAACAUUUUUGUUUUUGGUGUGUAUGGUGGGGGGGGGGGGGGGGGGUAUGAGAAAAGAGUAGGAGGCAGUGGUUUUUGUAUUACCACCCAUGUAAUUAAAUUUUAUUGAAACUAUGUACAUGUAUACAUGAAGAAAACAUCACAGCAGACCCUCCAGGCAUAAGAUAUUAAUAACAGUGGCCCCUCCCUGCUCCCCCCACACUCGCACACAAAAGCAGGAUGUAGCCCAAUGGUAAAGAGCUCACCUGAUACGUGAUCGGUUUUAGGAUCAAUCCUAUUUCUCCUUCCAGCCAGUGUUUAACAACUUGGGUAUCAAAUGUCAUGGUAUGUACAUGUACUAUCCUGUCUGUGGGAUGGUACAUAAAUAUUAAGAAAAUCCAUUCCGGCGAAUUGAAAAAAAAGAGUAGCUCAUUAUCUCAUUAUCAGUGUGGUCGUUAACCAUGUGUGAUAAGCUGUAAUUGUGAGGCACACAAAUGUUUUCCGUCCAUCAUUUCAUGUAAUUGUACUGUGUAAUGUCUACUUUGGUGUACAACAAAUUCAGUGUAUGUGUACCGGUAUGUCUGUUACUAUGUUAUAGUCUAAAGGUUGUGAAGUGGAAUUUAAUUCUUUACAUUUUUUUUUUUAUUAAACUGUUUAUUAUAAUUAUCAAUUAUCUCGUCAGAAUCUUUCCAGGCGAGUUUGGAGGGGAGUCUCCUAGUGACGACUGGUGUCUGUCUCUGAUUAAGGUCGAUGACAAUCACUUUUAGGACCCUUGUUUUGGCUUUGUAUACCAAAAAAAAAAAGCAUAUCCAAUAGUAAUUUUUUAAUAUCAUAUAUUGGACAAAAGGUACUUUUUAUUUCUUUCAUCUUUUAAAACUUAAACUUAAUAUUUUGUCCAGAAUUAUGAAAAAUACUGACCUGUAAACAGCGUUGUCUGCAGAUUGUUAUAGAAUUUUGACAGGGGACAUAGUUAGUAGACCCUUUUUUAGUUUAAUGUGGUGAAGUAUUGUAAUAAUAUAGCUAAUUUUGAAUUUGAAUGAUGUCAGUAUUCCAAUGAUGUCACUUUGCAUCUCCUUACAAUAACCAUAAACCAAGUACAUGAUGUUUUUAUGUUUUCAGAAUG